Prosopis cineraria is the source of this 1348-nucleotide messenger RNA. RefSeq names its product NAC domain-containing protein 76-like. The coding region runs from base 171 to 1166 and encodes 331 amino acids. The transcript is spliced from 4 exons. Gene Ontology annotation, molecular function: DNA binding. The record is from RefSeq and is a predicted model, not a curated record. Gene Ontology annotation, biological process: regulation of DNA-templated transcription. NCBI's taxonomy places the organism in Eukaryota, Viridiplantae, Streptophyta, Magnoliopsida, Fabales, Fabaceae.
AUGAACUUGUGAGCGAAGCUGGCUGCAUAUAUUGCACUGAAGACCACACAUCUCUAUCUCUCUCUCUCUCAUGAGCCUACGCCCGUGCCAUUGAAGCGAAGGAACUGGGUAAAACCUAGAUAGCUAACAAGUUUGGCAGGUGAAUUAAAAAAGAAGUAGAAUCGGAAGAAAUGCCAGGAAGUGGACAAGUGAGAGUUCCUCCAGGUUUCCGGUUUCACCCAACUGAUGAGGAACUGCUUUACUAUUACCUGAGAAAGAAGGUCUCUUAUGAAGCCAUUGACCUUGACGUCAUCAGAGAAGUCGAUCUUAACAAACUUGAGCCUUGGGAUCUCAAAGAGAAGUGCAGAAUUGGAUCAGGGCCACAGAACGAGUGGUAUUUCUUCAGCCACAAGGACAAGAAGUAUCCGACAGGAACGAGAACAAAUAGGGCAACCACAGCUGGGUUUUGGAAAGCCACAGGGAGGGACAAGGCCAUUUAUGUCACUAAUUCCAAGAGGAUUGGCUUGAGAAAAACCCUUGUCUUCUACACUGGUCGUGCUCCUCACGGCCAAAAGACUGACUGGAUCAUGCAUGAGUAUCGUCUUGAUGAAGAAUACGACCUCCACGUUCAGGAAGAUGGGUGGGUAGUGUGCAGGGUUUUCAAGAAGAAGAACCUGAAUAGAGGUUGCCAAGCAACAGAAAUGGAAGAGGAAGAGUACUUAGCAACACAAAUGAUGAGAACAAAAAGUAGAUCAACCCAUCAGCAGGUAUUAGACCCAAAACAGCACUAUCAUCAUCAUCUUCAUCACAUGCAAGCACUAUAUGAUCAUAACUAUAGCCUUGAUGGAUCAAUCCAGCAUCUACCCCAAUUGCUCAGUCCUGAUCAACCUGCAGUAUUACCCGCCACUACUUCCAUGGACGAAGUAGUCCAGUGCUCUCAGAACUUGUUGAGGCUCACAGGCACAAGUGGGGGUAGUGCCUGCACUGGAUUAAAUCUCAAUCUCAAUAAUUACAAUGAAGAUCACUGGUCAUUCUUGGACAAGCUUCUUGCUUCUCACCACCAGAGAUUCUUGCCUGCACAUGAUCAUCAUCAUCAUGCUGGUGUGGCUGCUUCAACCCAGAAAUUCCCAGCUGUUCAUCAUUACCUUGGUUGUGACACUCGUGACAUUCUCAGGUUCUCUAAGUAGAAAGUGACGCACAUAUAUAUUUAUAUAUAUAUAUAUAUAUAUAGACCAAAACUCUCAUUUUCAUGGAUUAUAUACAUAUAUGAAGGGGGGAAUAUAUAUGUAUGUGUGGCUCCAUUAUAUUAUUAAGAUACUUGUUCAGAUUCUACUUUAGUUUGAUAUAUCUUAAUUCUUCUUUUUGAGUA